ACGAAAUCAUUUCAGUGUCACAGAAAAGAUCUGGAGCCGCAUCAUGGGGCCACUGAGCAUCUCUGUGUUGCUCUUCACUGCUCUUGUUCUCAGUGGUGGUUUCGCUGCACCCAGAGCUCAGGAACAGCGUGAGAAAUCAGUCAUUUUUGAGACACCCAUGGGAAACACCUCUGCUACACAAGGAUGUCCUUCUGGAUGGCAUAGGUUUAAAUCACGCUGCUUCCACUACGUCAGCCAAAGAACAUCAUGGGCUCGUGCACAGAUUCAUUGUAUCCACCUGGGUGGAUCAUUGGCAUCUAUACACAGCCUACAGGAAUACCACUUUGUGCAAAAUGUCACACGGGGGUUGGGCAACAACUUUCCUGUGGCCUGGAUUGGAGGAACAGAUGCCCCUCAGCGGAAAAUAUGGCUCUGGAUUGAUGGGACUCCAUUUGAUUUCAACAAAUGGGCCCCUGGACAACCUGAUGAUGGACUGUUCUAUAAGGAGAACUGUCUUGAAAUGAACUUUAGAGCUCAGAAAUUGUGGAAUAAUGCCUACUGUACAAAAUCCAAUCCAUCUGUUUGUGCCAGACAAGCCAGUUCAUAACUCCUGCCAAAUCAAGAUUUUUCUUUCAAUAUCAAUGUACUCAGCGCUUUGCUCAGACUGGAUUAAAUAUCCCAGUGAUGAAAAAUGCAUACAGUAAAUCUUAAAUAAAGGCUUCAGCUGUGUCAGCAUUAAGUUUGGAGUCAUUACUGUACUGUU
This is a messenger RNA of Scleropages formosus (Asian bonytongue), 742 nucleotides long. RefSeq names its product ladderlectin-like. Lineage: Eukaryota; Metazoa; Chordata; Actinopteri; Osteoglossiformes; Osteoglossidae. The transcript is spliced from 6 exons. Bases 44 to 586 code for a protein of 180 amino acids. The record is from RefSeq and is a predicted model, not a curated record.